Molecule: messenger RNA, 504 nt
Organism: Coprinopsis cinerea okayama7#130
Lineage: Eukaryota; Fungi; Basidiomycota; Agaricomycetes; Agaricales; Psathyrellaceae
Exons: 6
Coding region: 1-504 (167 amino acids)
Source: RefSeq, a predicted model, not a curated record
AUGAUCGGGAUUGGAUUCAUGGGAGCCUCCAAAGUCCCAAACGCUCGUCGGACAAAGCAAAACGGAAUCGGGAAUUCUGUGGGUUUGUAUGAGAAGAAAGACAUCAGUGUAAAGGUUAAAAGGAGUAGCAAGAACAAUAAGACAAGCGACGCGUGGACACGACGCGUCGGAGUUCUGCAAAGGGAAAAGCGGCACAACAAGAAGGACAAGGUAUCGAAGGCGAAGGCAAGGAAGCAUACGUACUUUGACAAUUGGCAGCUAGAGGCGCACACCACCCGGCGGUUUGGAGAUCGAGAGCGAUCCAGAGCAGAGGAGCAUAGCAGUAAAAGCAAGAAACAAACCAGUCAGGACGAGAUCGAGAAGCUGUUUAUGAGAGAGGGGCGGGGUUUGGUUAGGAUUGUGGUUGUGAUUGGUGAGGCUUUCGUUAAGGUCGUUACAGGGAACAAAGACGAGCGAAAACCCAGGGGAACCCAGACAGUCGUGACUCGUACGGAGAAGCGAUGA